AUGCAUUGCUUUGAAGCUCGAAGUAUAACACCUUCUAAAGCGUUGCACCUGAGUGAUUUUCUUACAGACAAGGGCAAGCAAACUUUCCAACAGAGGGGAGACAGACCAGACGACCGAAGAGAAGUAACCCCUACAAGACCACCCACUCAUGAACGAAUAGUAAAUGUUAUAACAGGUGGAUCUAAGGUAAGUGGAGUCACCCAUUCAGCAGCGUGGAGACAUACCAGGCAGACCAACUGGGUCGUAGAAGAAUCCAAUGGAACAGAGAAGACUAUGACCAAUUCACCAGCUCAAACCAUAAGCUUCUCUACAUCAGAGUCGAUUAGACUCCUCAACCCACAUCAUGAUGCUCUUGUUAUUCAACUUUAUAUUGCAAAUUGUUUAACUAAAUGCAUUCUUAUUGAUAACGGGUCCUCAGCUAAUAUAUUGUUUUUAAGUGCCCUCAGGGAAAUGAGGAUGAGCGAAACAAAGAUUGUGAGAAAGACUACUGUCCUCAUCGAAUUUAGCGGAGAACAAAUAACUCGGUAG
Molecule: messenger RNA, 528 nt
Organism: Humulus lupulus (European hop)
Lineage: Eukaryota; Viridiplantae; Streptophyta; Magnoliopsida; Rosales; Cannabaceae
Exons: 1
Coding region: 1-528 (175 amino acids)
Source: RefSeq, a predicted model, not a curated record